Molecule: messenger RNA, 501 nt
Organism: Stylophora pistillata
Lineage: Eukaryota; Metazoa; Cnidaria; Anthozoa; Scleractinia; Pocilloporidae
Product: protein CFDP2-like
Source: RefSeq, a predicted model, not a curated record
AUGAACGCAAAAGUCGGAUCAUGCAACAGAAAUAGGGAAAUAAUUAUGGGAAAAGAAGGAACAGGAGCGAUAAACAACAAUGGUAAAAGGCUCACCAACUUCUGCGAGAUGAACAGCCUUAUUAUCACAGGAACACUAUUUCCCCACGAAAAAAUCCACAAAAACACCUGGACGUCCCCUGAUGGAAGAACACAGAACCAGAUCGAUCAUGUACUAGUAAACCAGCAGUUUAGAAGAUCAGUUCAGGACACAAGAGUCUUGAGAGGCGCAGACGUCGGAUCAGAUCACCAACUGGUUAGAACCAAGGUAAAGCUCAAGCUAAAGAAAAUCACCAAGCCUACCAGCACAAGGACUAAGUAUGACACUGGUAAACUACAGAACGAGUCAAUUAGGAAAGCAUUUUCAAUAGAACUUCGCAACCAGUUUUCAGUCCUCGAGUCAAUUGAUGACAAUGAAGAGGAACAGGAAGAGGAACAUGAACAUGAUAUCGAUACUAAGUAG